Molecule: messenger RNA, 1383 nt
Organism: Cavia porcellus (domestic guinea pig)
Lineage: Eukaryota; Metazoa; Chordata; Mammalia; Rodentia; Caviidae
Gene: Cd8b
Product: CD8 subunit beta
Exons: 6
Coding region: 94-1137 (347 amino acids)
Biological process (GO): regulation of immune response
Cellular component (GO): cell surface
Molecular function (GO): coreceptor activity; MHC class I protein binding
Source: RefSeq, a predicted model, not a curated record
CUGUGCGCCCCGCCCGCCCCGGCCACCCCGCCCCUCCUCACCCAGCCCCGAGGCGCCGCGCGCCCGCCAGCGAAGGGUGACCCGGGCGCCGAGAUGCAGCCGCGGCUGUGGCUCCUCGUGGCCGCGAAGCUCGCAGCUCUCCGGGGCAUCUGUGGCCUCCAGCAGAGCCCCCACUUCCUGAUGCUCCAGACCAACCAAUCGGCAACUAUGACCUGCGAGAGUAAGACCAGCUCGAUCAAUGGCCGUCUCUACUGGCUGAGGCAGCGUGGGGCGCCCAGCCCGGACAGUCACCACGAGUUCCUGGCUUCUGGGGAUUUCUCCAACAACAUCGUCUAUGGCAGGGGUAUGACCUCAGAGAUGCUCACUCUGUCUCGGCUUUCCACCCGCUUCACUCUCAGUCUCAAACACGUGAAGCCUGAGGACAGCGGCGUCUACUUCUGCAUGACCAUAGGGCACCCCGAGCUGACCUUCGGGAUGGGAACCAACCUGAGUGUGGUUGAUGUCCUGCCCACCACGGCCCAGCCCACCACGAAGACGACUCCCAAGAAGAAAAAGUGUCAGCCCCCCAGUCCAGGGCCCCAGAAAGGCCUGCACUGCAGCCUCGUCACCCUGGGCCUUCUGGUGGCCAGUGCCCUGCUCCUGCUGCUGUCCCUGGUUGUGGCUGUGCAUCUGUACUGUCUGCGGAGGAGAGCGCGGCUUCGCUUCAUCAAACAGAAAUGCAGUAUCAGUUGGCCUGGAAACAGGUGGUCUCACAGCUCACUGUUGAUUCCAGGUUCUACAAAUGAGCAGAGACAGUGCUUUUGGUGGCCCGCUACCAAAAGUCACAGGUCGGGAAUGAGCAACAUCUGGACAAAGGAGAAAGAAAGGGACACACUCAAGGGUGGAAAUUUCACUGCCGUGCGCAAGCUGCCUGCUUCUAACUGCUGCAAGUUCUUUCUGGGGGCCUCGCGUUGGAGCCCUGGGGUUUCAACGCUGAGAGUCCUAGUGAGAAGGCUCCAGAGCCCCAGGGCUCCCCACAAAGCGUGCUGCAGGACUAGGAAUCUGCACCAAAGAUACCACCUUCGGCUCCUGUGCUCCUCCCAGGCUGGGCUGGGACUUGGCGUUGGCCAUGCAGCCACCAUCUUUGCUUUGCUCUAGUGUGGCAGGGACAUUGGCCCCUGGAUCUGUUAUGGGAUGGAGCUGGUGUGACAGCCUCCCCAAGAGGCUGCUUGUGACUAAGGCUUCCAGAGAGAAAAUUCCCAGCAACGGGGGAGGCUUCCUCUGGAGCUGGGAAGCCGUGGGCUAGGGAAGGAAUUUUACUCCAUGCCCUGUCUACUCUCACUCUCUGUCCUUUUAGGAAAAUACUUCAUUUGUCAAAAAUAAAGUCUUGUUUUAAAGAUGCAA